Messenger RNA from Populus trichocarpa (black cottonwood), 555 nucleotides. RefSeq names its product soyasaponin III rhamnosyltransferase-like. Lineage: Eukaryota; Viridiplantae; Streptophyta; Magnoliopsida; Malpighiales; Salicaceae. The record is from RefSeq and is a predicted model, not a curated record. The transcript is spliced from 2 exons. Gene Ontology annotation, molecular function: UDP-glycosyltransferase activity. The coding region runs from base 1 to 555 and encodes 184 amino acids.
AUGACGACGCGGAGAUGGGACGGCUGUGGAAAUGACUUGCGAAGAAAGAGGAAUCCAGAAGGACUGGACAUCUCAGAAUUGCUUCCAACUGGAUUUUCUGAUAGCACAUCUGAUCGCGGAAUUGUAUGUCUUGGUUGGGCACCACAACCUGAAAUUCUUGCACAUCCUGCCAUCGGAGGGUGUCUCCUUCAUUCUGGAUGGGGUUCUAUCAUUGAAUCGCUCUCUUACGGGCACCCUCAGAAACUCAUGCCUAUGGUAGCUGACCAAGGUCUUAAUGCCAAGCUUUUAUUCGAGAAAGGAAAUGGCUUUCAGGUGCAAAGCAAUGAAGAUGGCGCACACAACCAAGACUCAAUUGCCAUGUCCCUGAGAUUCGUGAUAGCAGAUCAAGAAGGACAGCAUUUACGGUUUCGGGCAGCUGAAAUGCAAACAAUUUUUGCUAACCAGGAUCUACAUGAUAACUAUACAGAGGAGUUUGUUGAGUUUAUUUUCAACCAUAAGAAAAGGCAAGAUUUGAGUUUUCAUGGAAAGGCUAGCUGGGGGAAAACAUCUGUAUAA